Lemur catta (Ring-tailed lemur) is the source of this 4554-nucleotide messenger RNA. RefSeq names its product gigaxonin (gene GAN). The transcript is spliced from 11 exons. Bases 186 to 1979 code for a protein of 597 amino acids. Gene Ontology annotation, molecular function: protein binding. Gene Ontology annotation, biological process: cytoskeleton organization. NCBI's taxonomy places the organism in Eukaryota, Metazoa, Chordata, Mammalia, Primates, Lemuridae. The record is from RefSeq and is a predicted model, not a curated record.
GGCCCAGCGCGCCGCGGAUGGCGCAGGCGCGUUCCGGGGCUCCAGCUUCUGCUCUGAUCGCGGAGCCGGGUCGGGCGGGCGCGCGAGCGGAGCGUGCGGACGGGGCGCGCGGGACGCGAGCAGCUCGGGGGUCCUGCCGGGAGGCGUCGGGAGCCUGACCCGGCGGCUGAGGAGCGGGCGCCGCGAUGGCCGAGGGGAGCGCCGUGUCCGACCCUCAGCACGCCGCGCGGCUGCUGCGAGCGCUCAGCUCUUUCCGCGAGGAGUCCCGCUUCUGCGACGCGCACCUGGUCCUCGACGGGGAGGAGAUCCCGGUGCAGAAGAACAUCCUGGCGGCGGCCAGUCCGUACAUCAGGACAAAGUUAAACUAUAAUCCUCCAAAAGAUGAUGGAUCAACUUAUAAGAUUGAACUUGAAGGGAUAUCGGUAAUGGUUAUGAGAGAGAUCCUGGAUUACAUCUUCAGUGGGCAGAUCAGGCUAAAUGAAGAUACAAUCCAAGAUGUUGUACAGGCAGCAGACCUGCUACUACUGACGGACCUUAAAACUCUGUGCUGUGAGUUUCUAGAAGGCUGUAUCGCUGCCGAGAACUGCAUCGGCAUCCGUGACUUCGCACUGCAUUACUGCCUUCAUCACGUGCAUUACCUUGCCACAGAAUACUUGGAGACUCAUUUCCGAGAUGUGAGCAGCACAGAAGAAUUCCUAGAACUGAGUCCUCAAAAGCUUAAAGAAGUGGUUUCUCUUGAGAAGUUAAAUGUUGGCAAUGAAAGAUACGUAUUUGAAGCAGUAAUUCGAUGGAUAGCACAUGAUACUGAAAUAAGAAAGGUCCACAUGAAGGAUGUUAUGUCAGCUCUGUGGGUUUCAGGGUUGGACUCCAGUUAUUUACGGGAACAGAUGCUGAAUGAACCAUUAGUACGAGAAAUUGUCAAGGAGUGUAGCAACAUACCACUCAGCCAGCCGCAGCAAGGAGAGGCCAUGCUGGCGAACUUCAAACCCCGGGGUUACUCCGAGUGCAUCGUGACUGUUGGUGGAGAAGAAAGAGUUUCACGGAAGCCAACAGCAGCGAUGCGAUGCAUGUGUCCUCUCUAUGACCCUAAUAGGCAGCUUUGGAUUGAACUGGCCCCGUUAAGCAUGCCGAGAAUUAACCACGGAGUUCUCUCAGCAGAAGGAUUUUUGUUUGUAUUUGGGGGCCAAGAUGAAAAUAAGCAGACACUGAGCUCGGGAGAAAAGUAUGACCCGGAUGCAAACACAUGGACUGCAUUGCCACCCAUGAAUGAGGCAAGACAUAACUUUGGAAUCGUGGAGAUAGAUGGGAUGCUGUACGUUCUAGGAGGAGAAGACGGUGAAAAGGAACUGAUUUCCAUGGAGUGUUACGACAUUUAUUCUAAAACCUGGACAAAGCAACCUGAUUUGACCAUGGUCAGAAAGAUUGGCUGCUAUGCAGCUAUGAAAAAGAAAAUCUAUGCCAUGGGUGGAGGAUCAUAUGGAAAACUUUUUGAAUCUGUGGAAUGUUACGAUCCGAGGACCCAGCAAUGGACGGCUAUCUGUCCACUGAAGGAGAGGAGAUUUGGAGCAGUGGCCUGUGGAGUUGCCAUGGAACUGUAUGUGUUCGGGGGAGUCAGAAGUCGUGAGGACAUCCAGGGUGGUGAGAUGGUCACUUGCAAGUCAGAGUUCUACCAUGAUGAAUUUAAAAGGUGGAUCUAUCUUAAUGACCAGAAUUUGUGCAUCCCCGCCAGUUCUUCUUUUGUUUAUGGAGCUGUACCUAUAGGAGCCAGUAUUUAUGUUAUUGGAGAUCUCGAUACAGGUACCAAUUACGACUACGUGCGUGAGUUUAAAAGAAGCACAGGAACCUGGCACCACACCAAACCACUCCUUCCAUCUGACCUUCGCCGCACAGGGUGUGCAGCCUUACGUAUUGCAAAUUGCAAGCUUUUCCGCCUGCAGCUUCAGCAAGGCUUAUUCCGUAUUCGUGUUCAUUCGCCUUGAAGAGGAAGCAGAGCAGAGAGCAAGAUACUGACCCAGGAGCACCAUAACAUGGCUUUACAUAAGGGAGGACAGAGAUGGCCGCUGACACUUGCUGUGUGCUGGGCUUUGGAAUGGUAACUCUCUGGUGGUUUUAUUAUGCUUACAAGCUUGAGCUUCAGCUCUUCUUUGGGAGAACACGUAACUAUUGCAAAACUACCUGGGAGGAAUCAGCUCCUCCAGUUAGAUAAUGUCUGUACACAGUGGAGGCUAGUAAGUAUCAACAGGAAAAGGGAGUGGGAACUGGUGUCAUGUAAAAUAUUGAAGUUAAAAUACUAAGGUGCAUUUUCCCUGAGGGGAACUCACAUCUGACUGACUGCUGUUUUCAAAUAUGUGGCUUUGGUAAACAAACAAAAAAAUCCAUAUAUGCAAAUCAACAUAUCCAAACAUGCCAAGAUUGCUUUUCUACUGCACUUGGAAGGAUAUAUCAUACUUAACCCUGCCCGACAAAUUAAGGUUUGUGCCUAAAAUGUUAGAUUGGACUAUACGCCAGUUAGUCUCCAUUUAUUACUAAUACUCUGUCCUAAGAAUGUUUUUAAAACCAUAUUAUGAUGAACUGAAGAUAAAAUUUCUCUUUUAUAACAUUCUAUCUUAGUAAUGUAAAGUUUCAGUCAAUUGAUGAGUCAGGUUGCAGCCCUCAUAUGAACUUAAAGGAAGUUGCCAACCUCUGUGUUGAUUUAGAUAAUGACACGUCAUGCCGUCAUUUCUGGGGUAAUACUUUUGGAGUUGUGAAGGAUCUCGUGCAGUGCCAUUCUUCCUUUUCAGUGGAUCAGAACCAUUUUAUAAGUAUGAGGAUAUUAGUGAGUAGGAGAUUUUAUAAAAGAAAGACCUGAGUCAGACGAAUAAUAAAGGUCUGCUAUGGCUUAAAAAAACAAACAAACAAACUGUCCAGAGAAAAUAUAUAGGGAUCAAAAACUUUUUGAUAUAAUCUGUCUGAAAGCACACAAAGUCUUGUUUACUACUGUUUAGAAUCUGAAAACUUGUCUUAGAACGAGAGUCUGUGUUAAGAAUCUAGUUUUUGUAAUAGAAUUUUCCCAGUGCCGUUCGCUAGCAAGUUUUAGACAAAUUAUGAGUGAAGUUUGGCUGGUAGAAUAAACUACCUCAACUUAAUUUUAUUCUGUUCAUAGUAGAGCAAAUCAGUCUUUUCCUCUGUCCUUCCUUUCCUCUCUCACUCCCACCUCAACUCACUCUGCCCUACUUCUCAAUGGGAGAAAAAACAUCUUUCAUUAAUGGGACUUAUCUUGUAAGAUAUUUUGUUUUCCACUCAAAUUACACCACCAUAGUGCAAAACCGGGGACUUCAAAAUGCUUGAUUACUUCGUAAUUUGAAUUUUAUGCACUAUCAAAUUUCUAAUUUAACAUAGAGUACUUCAUUUUUAAUUGUUUUCUACAGCUUUUUUUUUUUCCUCUUAGAAUAUGGCUAUGAGAAGCAGCAUUUGUCUUAAUGAUUAAUACAUGUAUAAAUGUAUCCUUCAGUUGUAAAUUUGAGAACAGGAAUUUCUUCUAGAAAUUUUCUAUAUGGAAUGUUAGUGUGCUGUUAACAUGCAUAGGAAACAUCGCUUAUGUUCUCCCACCUGUGGACGUAAAAAAAGGGUGAGCUGUCUGCAGUUUCUUUCUUACACCUCUGGAAGUCAGCACAGUGCCACAAACGUUGCUACAAGAGGCUGGGGGUUCUAAAGAACAUUGUGUGUGCUACCUUAACUCUUCACAGUGGCCAAAAAAUACUCGGUAAGACAAGGAUUAAGGCUUUUAGCUUAUAUACCAGAGGCAGGGGGCCAGAUGUGCCACACAGGGGGUGUAACCCAGUCAGAGUUGGUACAUCAAUCAGAGUUCAGCUUAGGAUUUCUUGCGUGCCAGUCAGCCGCUGGGUGUACAUUUUCACAGGGAUCCUUUGGACAUCUUUGAAUCAAAGCAAGCUAUGUGGCCUCUGCAAAGAAAGAAAGGUUUUUCUUUUUACAUCUAGGUAUUAGUUCUAUAGGAAACAAAUUACGGAAAGAGUCACUUUGCUUUGGUGAAAUACCCUGUACAGAGCAGGAGGUCGGCAUUCAGCAGCUGCAGCUGGGGACCAGUAAAGUCGUAACUGACAUCCCGUUAAAGCCAUGAGAGUCAGCAAUUCUCCUUUUUUUAAUUUAUGACAUUUAAAAUUUUUUCCAGUUUACGCCAGACCUCUCCAAGGAGACAGUUCAUUAUUUGGGAGUGAAUGGGUUCCUAUUAAAAUAUUAUCAGUACCUGCAUGACUCGGUCAAUUCAUUUUAUAAAGUUUUUUUUUAAUUCAGUUCAUUGACACUGUAGCUACAGAAAUUAGAUAAUGUUUUAUAAAAUAAAUUUGCCACAUAAUAUGGGAUGCAAUAACCAACAAAAGCUGCUAAGUGCCAAACUGUUAUUUUACUGUAUAUAAAUAUAAAAAUACUGUGUCGAAGCAUAGGGGUGUAUUUAAUUUUAUUAUGUUCCAAAAUUAAUCAUGACUUUUAAAAUAAAUUACAGUUAUUUCAGUAUUGCAAAAUAAAUUUUAGCUCAUCUCAUGCAGGUUUGUGUUUUAA